AUGUUCAUCGCGCGAUCGGAAUAUGACCGUGGAAUCAACACCUUCUCCCCGGAGGGGCGUUUGUUCCAAGUCGAAUACUCUCUGGAAGCUAUCAAACUGGGCUCAACAGCGAUCGGUGUCGCAACAUCAGAAGGUGUCAUCCUAGGUGUUGAGAAGCGUGUCACAUCCACCCUCCUCGAGGCUUCUUCUGUCGAAAAGAUUGUCGAGAUCGACCAGCACAUCGGCUGUGCCAUGUCUGGCCUGCAGGCCGAUGCCCGCAACCUUGUCGAGCACGCCCGUGUCGAAUGCCAGAACCACGCCUUCCACUACGCCGAGCCGCUGAGAGUCGAGAGCUGCACCCAGGCCAUCUGUGACCUGGCCCUGCGAUUCGGAGAGACCGGUGAUGACGAGGAAAGUGUCAUGAGUCGACCUUUCGGUGUUGCCUUGUUAAUUGCGGGCUUUGACGAGGAUGGCCCUCAACUAUAUCACGCCGAGCCGUCCGGUACGUUCUACCGAUACGAUGCGAAGGCCAUUGGAUCUGGAAGCGAGGGUGCGCAGGCCGAGUUGCAGAAUGAAUACCACCGCUCUUUGACGCUCAACGAGGCGGAAACCCUGGUCCUGAAGACGCUGAAGCAGGUCAUGGAGGAGAAGCUCGAUGCGAAGAAUGUGCAGCUGGCCAGUGUGACCAAGGAGAAGGGCUUCCGCAUCUACAACGACGAAGAAAUGGGCAGCGCUGUUGCGCGGUUGGGCGAAAACCAAUAA
This is a messenger RNA of Aspergillus melleus, 741 nucleotides long. RefSeq names its product proteasome core particle subunit alpha 5 (gene pup2). The record is from RefSeq and is a predicted model, not a curated record. The transcript has 5 exons. Lineage: Eukaryota; Fungi; Ascomycota; Eurotiomycetes; Eurotiales; Aspergillaceae. Bases 1 to 741 code for a protein of 246 amino acids. Gene Ontology annotation, biological process: proteasome-mediated ubiquitin-dependent protein catabolic process. Gene Ontology annotation, cellular component: proteasome core complex; proteasome core complex, alpha-subunit complex; nucleus.